AUGGCGUGCGGAACGGCGACCGGCGCCGGGAUGGGCCCGCCCGCGGUGCGUCCCCCGAUGCCGAAGUUCUCGUUCGUCGAUCCCGACGACUUCGACGAAAGUCGAUUCUGGACGCCCGAGUACGUCCCCGAGAGCGUCAUGCCCCCCACACGCGGCGUCGCUCAGAACACCCUGACAGUCCGGUCGACCAGCAUCUCCCCGGCGAUGAUCAUGGAGGACCAGCCGAUGAUGCGGAAGACCAAGAUCGUGUGCACCAUGGGACCCAAGUGCUGGGACGAGGAGUCCAUGGGCAAGCUGAUCGACGCCGGCAUGGGCGUCGCGCGCUUCAACUUCUCGCACGGGUCACACGAGGGUCACCAGGAGGUGCUGGAUCGCUUCCGUAAGGUAUGCGAGGAGAAGAAAGCGCACUGCGCCGUGCUCCUCGACACCAAGGGCCCCGAGAUUCGCACCGCCAUGCUCAAGGACCACCAGCCCAUCGAGCUCGAAGCCGGCCAGGACAUCAUCGUCUACGCCGCCGGACCCGAUGAGUACACCGAGUGGGAGGGGUACAAGACCCCCGAGGAGACCAAGAUCGGGUGCUCCUACGCCAAGCUGUGCCAGAGCGUCAAGCCUGGCAACCGGCUGCUGUUCGCCGAUGGCUCAGUGGUGAUCGAGGUUGUGGAAAUUCUCGACGAGAAAAAUCUCAAGGGAAAGGUUAUCAACUCCAAGAAGCUUGGCGAGCGCAAGAACGGCAACCUCCCCGGCGUUAAGGUCGAGCUCGACGUUCUCCAGGAGAAGGACAUCGAGGACAUUAAGGAGUUCGCCUGCGUGAACAAGAUGGACUACGUCGCAGUGUCCUUUGUGCAAACCGGCGAUGACGUUCAGAUGGUUCGCAAGCUCCUCGACGAAAACGGCGGAGAGAACAUCCAGAUCAUCUCCAAGAUCGAGAACGAGGAGGGCAUGCGCAACUUCGACGACAUCCUCAAGUACACCGACGGCGUCAUGGUGGCCCGCGGCGACCUCGGCAUGGAGAUCCCCUCCGAGAAGGUCGCCCUCGCCCAGAAGAUGAUGAUCACCAAGUGCAACAUCGCGGGCAAGUUUUGCAUCUGCGCCACACAGAUGCUCGAGUCGAUGUGCGACAACCCUCUGCCGACCCGCGCGGAGAUGACCGACGUCGCCAACGCCGUAUUCGACGGUUGUGACUGCACGAUGCUCUCCGGCGAGACGGCUAACGGCGCGUUCCCUGAGAAGGCUGUCGCCACCAUGGCCGCAAUCGCCACCAACGCCGAGCUGGGAGUGGACUACUGGGCGCAGUACCAGUUUUUGCACCGAUCCAACGCGUACACUCACAAGGUUGGCGGCCUCGAGGCGUCCCUCUCCCAGGUUGCCUUCUCCGCCGUGUGCUUUUCCGCGGACAAAGACGGCGACGGCGUCAUCGACGCCACCGAGGGCACCGCCAUCGUCCUUCUGGACGAGACCGGCAAGGCGGCGGAUCUCAUCACCAAGUACCGCCCGCCGUGCCCCAUCUUUGUGUGCACCACGUCCAAGUCUGUCCUCGCGCACACCAACACGAGGUUCGGCCAGAUCCCAUGCCAGCUCGACGGCGUCCCCGAGGUGGCCAACUCCGUGCUCAAGGCGUGGGAGAUUGCGAAGGAGCGCGACAUCCCGUUCGAGGGCCGCCGCGUGAUCCUCGUCGCGUCCCCCGACGGAUUCGCCGUGCAAAACUCCGCGGUGGCCACCGUGGUGUCGGUCAAGGACGGCGUCAGCACCCCGGAGCCCACCGAGGCGAUGCUCACGACGUACGUCGACCCCGGCGUGCUCAAUCCCGUGCUGUCCCUUCGCUCCUCUCGCAUCGGCCUGGACCUGAUCCUCAACCCCACGCAUUCCUUCCGGAAGACCAAGAUUGUCUGCACACUCGGACCCAAGUGCUGGUCGGAGGACGGGAUCAAGUCGCUGCUCCGCGCGGGCCUCGGCGUCGCGAGGUUCAACUUCUCGCACGGAACCCACGAGGACCACCAGCAGGUGCUCGAUCGCUUCAGGAAGGCGUGCGAGGAGGAGGGCGAGGCCAUGAAGAAGGAGAAGGGCCUCGAUUACACCCACCACUGGGGAUGCCUGCUGGAUACCAAAGGCCCCGAGAUUCGCACCGCCAUGCUCAAGGACCACCAGCCCAUCGAGCUCGAAGCCGGCCAGCCCAUCACCAUCGAGGCCGUGGGUGACAAGUACGUGGAGUUUGAGGGAUACAAGACCGAGGAGGAGACCCGCAUCGGUCUGUCCUACGCCAAGCUGUGCCAGAGUGUCAAGCCCGGCAACAAUAUUCUCAUCGCCGACGGCUCAAUUUCCAUUAGAGUUGACAGCAUCGAGAGCGACACGGUCCUCAAGGGCACCGUGCUCAACUCCAAGAAGCUCGGCGAGCGCAAGAACUGCAACCUUCCCGGCGUCAAGGUCGAUAUCCCCGUGCUCACCGAAAAGGAUAUCAACGACGUUCAGAACUUCUGCUGCAAGAACAAGAUGGACUUUGUCGCUGCCUCGUUUGUGCAAACCGGCGAGGACGUGCAGCUGAUCCGCAAGAUCCUCGAUGAAGCGGGUGGUCACAAGGUCAAGAUCAUCUCCAAGAUCGAGAACGGCGCCGGUAUGGAGAAUUUCGACGACAUCCUCAAGUACACCGACGGCGUCAUGGUGGCCCGCGGCGACCUCGGCAUGGAGAUCCCCUCCGAAAAGGUCGCCCUCGCCCAGAAGAUGAUGAUCACCAAGUGCAACAUCGCGGGCAAGUUUUGCAUCUGCGCCACGCAGAUGCUCGAGUCGAUGUGCGACAACCCUCUGCCGACCCGUGCAGAGAUGCUGGACGUCGCCAACGCCGUAUUCGACGGUUGUGACUGCACGAUGCUCUCCGGCGAGACGGCUAACGGAGCGAAUCCAGCAGUUGCCGUGGCCACUAUGGCCGCAAUCGCUGCAAAUGCCGAGGUUGGCUGCGACGGCGACAUGACCUACAAGAACGUCUGGAACAACACCCCCAAGCCCGUCACCGCCCUCGAGGCCGUCGCUUCCAGCGCGGUAAAGGCUUGCCUCGACAUGGGCGCGUGCGCCAUGGUAGUCUUCGCGCAGACCAUGCUCCCGGCGGCGCUCCUCUCCAAGUACAAGCCUCCCGUGCCAAUCGUUGUCGUCACCACCAACCACAGGGUAGCCGCGCAGUGUAACGUCGUGUCGUCUCUGGUCCCCAUGUACCUCCCGGAGAUGGGUACCAGCGACGAAACCCUGCCCAUGGUGCUCAACACCAUCAGGAAGCUCGGGAUUGCGGCGCUCGAGACCGGUGACCUCGAGUCCGAUCAGGUUGUCAUCAUGGAGUCCAUCGGCACCAACCCGAUGAUCGGGAUCGACUGGGAGGAUCGAACCCCCAUCUUCAAGGUUAAGGUUGUCGGCGACGAGCUCGCCAGCCUGAUCAAGCCCACGGGUUACGAGGGCGACCAUACCAUCUCGUUCUGCUCCACCAAGAUCGGCCUCGAGAACAUAGUGACCACGGGCGAUACCGUAAGGAAGACCAAGAUCGUGUGCACCAUGGGACCCAAGUGCUGGGACGAAGAGUCCAUGAGCAAGCUGAUCGACGCCGGCAUGGGCGUCGCGCGCUUCAACUUCUCGCACGGCGAUCAUGAGGGUCACGGCGAGGUGCUCCAUCGCCUGCGCACGGUAAUCAAGAAGAAGGGAUCCAACACCGCCGUGCUCCUCGACACCAAGGGCCCUGAGGUGAGGACGGCUAUGCUCAAGGACCACCAGCCCAUCGAGCUCGAAGCCGGCCAGGACAUCAUCGUCUACGCCGCCGGACCGGAGGAAUACCUGACAUGGGAGGGUUACAAGACCCCCGAGGAGACCAAGAUCGGGUGCUCCUACGCCAAGCUGUGCCAGAGCGUCAAGCCUGGCAACCGGCUGCUGUUCGCCGAUGGCUCAGUGGUGAUCGAGGUUGUGGAAAUUCUCGACGAGAAAAAUCUGAAGGGUAAAGUUCUGAACUCCAAGAAGCUUGGCGAGCGCAAGAACGGCAACCUCCCCGGCGUUAAGGUCGAGCUCGAUGUCUUGCAGCCCAAGGACAUCGAGGAUAUCAAGAACUUUGCGUGUCCCAACCAGAUGGACUACAUAGCAGUGUCCUUUGUGCAAACCGGCGAUGACGUUCAGAUGGUUCGCAAGCUCCUCGACGAAAACGGCGGAGAGAACAUCCAGAUCAUCUCCAAGAUCGAGAACGAGGAGGGCAUGCGCAACUUCGACGACAUCCUCAAGUAUACCGACGGCGUCAUGGUGGCCCGCGGCGACCUCGGCAUGGAGAUCCCCUCCGAGAAGGUCGCCCUCGCCCAGAAGAUGAUGAUCACCAAGUGCAACAUCGCGGGCAAGUUUUGCAUCUGCGCCACGCAGAUGCUCGAGUCGAUGUGCGACAACCCUCUGCCGACCCGUGCAGAGAUGCUGGACGUGGCGAACGCGGUGCUGGACGGCGCGGAUGCCACGAUGCUCUCCGGCGAGACGGCUAACGGCGCGUUCCCUGAGAAGGCUGUCGCCACCAUGGCCGCAAUCGCCGCAAACGCCGAGGAGGGCGUCGACCGAUGCCAGAUCUACAACUUCAUCCGCGACUUCACCCCGAUGCCCGUCGGAUCUAUCGAGGCCGUCGUGUCCUGCGCCGCGAAGACGGCAGUGGACCUCGGCGCUGCGCUGGGCUGCAUCGUGGUGUUUAGCGAACUCGGAUUCCGCGCCAACCUCGCGUCAAAGUACCGACCCGCCGUGCCAAUCGUCGUGGUCACCUCGCUGGACCACGUCGCGAGGCACACGAACACCGCGUACGGCCAGUACGCGUUCAAGAUUCCGGAACCCGCGGACCCGGAGACGGAGACGUACUGGACCGCGCGUGCGCUCCUCUUCGCGCUGGAGCACAACCUGUGCCAUCCCGGCGCCAAGGUUGUGAUCAUCGGCGGGGUCGCCGGCGCGACCAACACCGUCAACUCCAUCCCAUCCUACCGCAUCUUGGACGCGCCCGGAAUCUACAAGAGGAAGGUAGCGCAGCACGCCGUGCCCGGAUCCGAGUUUGCGCAGUUCGCCGUGCAGAAGGAUCACAAGACGGUCUCCCUCCGCGCCACGGCUAUUUCCCUCGAGGAGGUCUUCUCGCCCGAGGCGCCCAAGCGCAAGACCAAGAUUGUGUGCACCAUGGGCCCCGCGUGCUGGGACGAGGAAUCCGUCGGUCAGCUCCUGGACGCCGGUAUGAGCGUCGCGAGGUUCAACUUCUCUCACGGCGAUCACGAGGGGCAUCAGCAGGUGCUCGACCGCGUCAGGAAGGUCAUAGCCGAGAAGGGCGCAAACUGCGCGUGCCUGCUGGAUACCAAGGGCCCCGAGAUUCGCACCGCCAUGCUCAGGGACCACCAGCCCAUCGAGCUCGAAGCCGGCCAGCCCAUCACCAUCGAGGCCGUGGGUGACAAGUACGUGGAGUUUGAGGGAUACAAGACCGAGGAGGAGACCCGCAUCGGUCUGUCCUACGCCAAGCUGUGCCAGAGUGUCAAGCCCGGCAACAAUAUUCUCAUCGCCGACGGCUCAAUCUCUAUCCGUGUCAACCACAUCGAGAGCGACACGGUCCUCAAGGGCACCGUGCUCAACUCCAAGAAGCUCGGCGAGCGCAAGAACUGCAACCUUCCCGGCGUCAAGGUCGAUAUCCCCGUGCUCACCGAAAAGGAUAUCAACGACGUUCAGAACUUCUGCUGCAAGAACAAGAUGGACUUUGUCGCUGCCUCGUUUGUGCAAACCGGCGAGGACGUGCAGCUGAUCCGCAAGAUCCUCGACGAAGCCGGUGGCCAGAGCGUCAAGAUCAUCUCCAAGAUCGAGAACGAGGAGGGCAUCGCAAACUUUGACGACAUCCUCAAGUACACCGACGGCGUCAUGGUGGCCCGCGGCGACCUCGGCAUGGAGAUCCCCUCCGAGAAGGUGCCGCUCGCGCAAAAGAUGCUCAUCACCAAAUCCAACGUCGCGGGCCGCUUCGUCAUCUGCGCCACGCAGAUGCUCGAGUCCAUGUGCACGAACCCCCUGCCCACGCGCGCGGAGAUGACCGACGUCGCCAACGCCGUUUUCGACGGCGCCGACGCGACGAUGCUCUCGGGGGAGACGGCCAAUGGAGCCAACCCGGCGGUGGCCGUGGCCACCAUGGCCGCCAUCUCCGCCAACGCCGAGCUCGCGCACACGUCUCAGGCGGCGAUUUCCUUCAUCAGGGAUCACACGCAGCGCCCGUUCACGACGUUGGAGUCCGCCGCGGCGUCGGCGGCGGGCGGCGCGCUCGACUGCGACGCCGAGCUCAUCGUGGUUGUCACCGGCGCGGGAGCCGCGUCGAGGGCCAUGUCGAAGUACCGCCCAUCGUGCCCGGUGCUCGUGGUCACCGCGGAUGAGGCGGUGGGUCGACAGACGGGCGCGAUCUUCGCGCAGUUUCCCAUGGUUGUCGACGACCUCUCGCCAGGGAAGUUCGCGUGGGAUAAGGAAUCUCCCGCCAUCGUCAAGGCGAAGGAGAUGGGACUGUACUCGGGGAACGGUUCGAACAUCGUCGUGCUUGCUGGUCCCGGUGGCGGCGACGCGGACAAGUGCCCGCUCGUUUCCUUUCUCGAGUAA
This is a messenger RNA of Micromonas commoda, 6594 nucleotides long. RefSeq names its product pyruvate kinase (gene PYK). The transcript has a single exon. The record is from RefSeq and is a predicted model, not a curated record. Gene Ontology annotation, biological process: glycolytic process. Lineage: Eukaryota; Viridiplantae; Chlorophyta; Mamiellophyceae; Mamiellales; Mamiellaceae. Gene Ontology annotation, molecular function: potassium ion binding; magnesium ion binding; pyruvate kinase activity. Gene Ontology annotation, cellular component: cytoplasm. The coding region runs from base 1 to 6594 and encodes 2197 amino acids.